Molecule: messenger RNA, 1740 nt
Organism: Penicillium diatomitis
Lineage: Eukaryota; Fungi; Ascomycota; Eurotiomycetes; Eurotiales; Aspergillaceae
Exons: 3
Coding region: 1-1740 (579 amino acids)
Source: RefSeq, a predicted model, not a curated record
AUGACUCGCAAUCCUGACGGCCCAUCGCAUUUUCAAUUCGUGCAAGGUCCGUCUCUGGACCGUAAAGCACGCUCGGCCUUGAUCCGGCGCCGAAUCUCUGAGAAGCGCGAUACAUAUCGAGAAGAGGAAGAGCUUAAACGACAGCGGCUCAUUGCCCAUCGACAAUCGCAAAUUUGGUACUCGACAGCACCGGUCUGCGUCUGUCGGCAUGCACGUAGCGGCGACGAGAUUCCCAGUCCGUCGCUGCCGCAGAAUCUGUUAAGGACCCGGUCUCCAGCUCGGCCCAGAUCAAGCUACAAUGUCUGUGGUAAUUGUGGAAGAAUUCAACCUUUUUAUGAUUCGAGAGAUCGCAGUAUUUUGGCUGCCUUAAAAGUCCCUUACCCCACCCACAUGCCAGAUCCCUUUCUCACAGCUCUUUCUACCCUUGGCCCUGACGUGAAAGAAUUGCUUCAAUUUUCACAAGUACUCACAAUCUACAUUCUUAUCCCAGCUGUCGUGCACAUAUUGCCGCAUUUCCGUGGCUCAGACUACACCGCAAGAUGCUAUCAGUCCUGGGUUGUCGAUCAUCUUGACGACCAACUAGUGCUCUAUAGCGUCUUCUGGUCAACGUCCUGUCAUCGUGAGACAUUGCGUGUCAGCUCUGGGUCCGACUCCGACGCGGACUCCCGCGUUCAGUUGUACUACAAGGGUUGCUUGCUGAGGCUGGUACGGGAGCACGUAGCUGAUUUCCACCAAGAGAAAUGGCGCGAUGGGAUCAUCAUGGCCAUCUUGUUCAUGGCGAUCAAUGAGACCGAGCGGGGAAAUUUGAGUCGUGACCCAAAUCCCUUUGUGCCUCCCUUUAUACAUCUCCAAUCUCUGUCGUUCUAUGGCAGUCGCGAUUAUCACCAAUUACACUGGAAUGUGGUGUUCGACAUCAUCACUAAGCUGGGAGGAAUUGAUCGAAUCCAGUUAUUCGCCCUCGGGUGGUUGGCAUCUCUCGCAGAUUUAAUGCAUGCGGCUCACACGCUUUCGAAACCGAAGUUUCCCAUGAUCGAUCCUGAUGGAAAUGUGAGUUUCUCCGCACCGACGGUCCGGCCGUUUCCUAUCCCUGUGAAUGUGCCCGAAAGACAGGGUUUCAAAGAGCUGCUCUUGGUCCACCCGCCGAUGAAAGAGAGUAUUGUGGAUGUUUUCCAACGCCUCAGUCUCUACUCGACCUUGAUACAAUGGGCUUCAACUCGUCAACCCAAUAUCGAUGAAUUGGAUCGGUUGGGAGAUUUCCGUUAUGUCGUCCACCGCACGCUAUUAAGCCUUCCUAAUGAGCACGACCCCCUCGAGAUGAUCUUUGAUCAAGGGGAAACAAUUGAGGAUGACUGUUCUGGAGCGCAUGGACUGUACCUAACCUACCGAUUGGCGGCGCAUCUCUACGCUUUGCACGUCACGUAUCCUCUGCCGCGGUCUGCGUUGACCCGCUCAAUGAUUCUUCCACGCCUGAUCAAAAAACUGGACCACACCAUUCAGACUGCACAGCCGAAGUCGACCCCAUUGCUGUUAUGGUGUGCUGCUAUCGCGGGUAUCGCUGCAGAGGGAUCGGAUGACGAGCCUCGAUUCACAGACCACGUUAGGACUCUGUGUCAUAAACUCUACGUGGAAGCAUUCGAGACGUUUCAUGAUAUCCUGCGACCAUUCGCAUGGGUGGAGGUUGCAUGUUUGCCGGGAUGUCGGCGUCUAUGGGACAGGCUGGAUAUUGACGUCGAAAGAUGA